AUGCCGCUGCACACUACGGAAGAUCCAGCGGAACCGCACACGCUGCGGCCGCUGGAUGCCAUUCGGGAGGAUUUCUUGAUCUUUUGGGCAUCUCGUGAUGAAACCGGGAAACCCUGGUGUCCGGAUUGUAUCGCUGUCGAUAAUAUCAUCCAGAACACCUUCCAGCCACCUACAGGCCCUUCAGCGCUCCUGGUUUAUGUCGGACAAAGACCAGAGUGGAAGAGUCCAUCCAAUCCAUUUCGCGGAGAACCAUGGCAGGUGGAGUCAAUUCCUACGAUUAUCAGACUUCGAGAUGGCGCUAGACUCGUGGAGAAGGAAAUAGAACACAGCCUCGCCUCGUUUCUCAAGGAUAAAUCCUAUUAA
This is a messenger RNA of Laetiporus sulphureus 93-53, 363 nucleotides long. RefSeq lists its product as uncharacterized. The record is from RefSeq and is a predicted model, not a curated record. Gene Ontology annotation, molecular function: protein-disulfide reductase [NAD(P)H] activity. The coding region runs from base 1 to 363 and encodes 120 amino acids. Lineage: Eukaryota; Fungi; Basidiomycota; Agaricomycetes; Polyporales; Laetiporaceae. Gene Ontology annotation, cellular component: cytosol. The transcript is spliced from 4 exons.